Polyodon spathula (Mississippi paddlefish) is the source of this 878-nucleotide messenger RNA. RefSeq names its product ribonuclease P 21 subunit (gene rpp21). The transcript is spliced from 6 exons. Gene Ontology annotation, biological process: tRNA processing. The coding region runs from base 309 to 737 and encodes 142 amino acids. Gene Ontology annotation, cellular component: nucleolar ribonuclease P complex. NCBI's taxonomy places the organism in Eukaryota, Metazoa, Chordata, Actinopteri, Acipenseriformes, Polyodontidae. The record is from RefSeq and is a predicted model, not a curated record.
AAACUUUAUUGACAUAAGGCAGUGUAAGCAAAUAUCUUCUAACUAGAUGUAUUUGUGAUUAAAUCCAGGUGAAUCGUGUUUAAAAAUGCAAUCGUUUUAAAAAGAAAGGCUUGCAGUAGGAAAUGAUGCAGAUUAUCUAUUAUACACAGAUAGGGGAUAAGUCGGAACUCUUUGGAUUCCCUUGACGCGCCGUGUUUUCUGUUGGUGUUUAAAGAGCAUCGCUAGGUACGAACUGACUGGACACUGGUGGCUUGCCGUUGAAGCUUUCAGUGUGACCCCAGUGUGGAGAGAACAGCAAGAGGCACACGAUGGAAGCCUUCCAGAGACUGAACUACCUGUAUCAGGCUGCACACUGUGUCCUGGCCCAGAACCCAGAUAAUGUGGAGCUGGCUCGGUUCUACUGCCACACUCAGAGAACCAUAUCCAGACGCCUGGUCCUCAGACAAGAUCCUUCUGUUAAGAGAACAGUGUGUAAAAAAUGCUGGUCCCUGCUGGUUCCUGGAGUAACUGCAACAGUGAGACAGAGAAAGUGUAAUCGGAGACAGAGGCUGACAGUAGUGCGAUGCCUGAGCUGCGGGCAGACCAAGCGCUUCCGCAACGACCCUGAGUACCAGCUGUGGGUGGAGCGGCCCGAAGCCCUGCUGCAAAACCAGCCCAAGCCGGAACUGAAUUCAGAGGCCAGGCCCGCAGCCCCCCAACCCCCCAGGCCCUCCACAACACCCCAAGCCCUCAGCUGAAGAUGUCAUGCAUCCAGGGAAUCUGGCUGUUCUAAAAGGGCUGGCCUGGAAAUGAACAACAUGUGUUUGUGCCAUGUGUGUUUAAUGUAUUCCCUUCAGCCCACUAGGGGGCGCGGCACUGAACUGAACACAGUCAUGUCU